AUGAUUGAAAGGAUCACAAUAACAUUGUACAUUGUAGGUUAGGUUAAACAAAUUUGUUCGUUGUUGUUUAACAAAAAUGUUAAAUUCAUAUUUAAAAGCAACCCCACCUUCAAAAUUCAUUCUAAUCAAUGAUUGUCUUCAAGAAAAAGGUCUACCUCUUGUUUAUAACCUCAAUGAACACCAUCAAAAAUUGAAUAACAAAGUGAAAUGUUUUGUAUUUGAGGGAAAUUUCACCAAGAUAAGUGAUGUGUUGACUUCUCACAACAUUAUAAGUUAUGAUUUCACAAAGAGUAAGGAGAUAACAUUGGAUGAUAUUAAAAAAACAUUCGAAAAGGAGUUAACACACGAUAGUGUCAUUAUUAUAGAUUCUUUAGUUCAUCUUAUAUACUUAUAUGGUUUUGAUGAAACUUGCAAAUUACUAAAUUCAUUAAUAAGGGAAAUGAAAGAUGGCCAACAAAUAAUAACAAUAUUACACAUUGACUUAUUGAAAAAUAGUAAGAAAACGGCGAAAUAUUUGGAACAUUUAGCAACCUUGAGUUUAACCUUUGAUCCUAGGAUCUCGAGGGUUAAUUAUACAUACAAAAAAAUAAGAGGGAGAGUUUUUAAACAGAUAGAAGCAUAUAAGUUUGAACAGGGUCAAUUUGUAACUGAAGUUUUAAAAAAACAAGAUGUCCAAGAAUUAAUAUUAGAGAAAAUAAAUGAAGUUUCUCCCGAAAACCUCUCGACUUUCAAAAUUGGACUGUCCGAAGCUGAUAAAAAAGCACGAGAUGAACUGACAUUACCGUAUCUACCAAAAGACUCAGAAUCUGCUGAGGGUAUAAUUUAUAACUUCGACGAUGAAGAUGAUUGGGACGAAGAAGAUCCAGAUGAUGAUUUAGAUUUAUAAAGAUAUAUUUUGGGUUUAAAUAUAGUUUAUAUAAGAAGAGAACUUAUAUUUGAUUUCUGUAUUAAUUAUACUGAAGCAACUGUGAUAUUGAUCA
Harmonia axyridis is the source of this 980-nucleotide messenger RNA. RefSeq names its product elongator complex protein 5 (gene Elp5). The coding region runs from base 77 to 886 and encodes 269 amino acids. NCBI's taxonomy places the organism in Eukaryota, Metazoa, Arthropoda, Insecta, Coleoptera, Coccinellidae. The transcript has 5 exons. Gene Ontology annotation, biological process: tRNA wobble uridine modification. The record is from RefSeq and is a predicted model, not a curated record. Gene Ontology annotation, cellular component: nucleus; cytosol; elongator holoenzyme complex. Gene Ontology annotation, molecular function: tRNA binding.